UUCGGCGCCGGUGCCGGCGACUCGGACUGCGCAUGACGUCGACGAAUAUUUUAACCUCGCUGAUAAAAUAAGAUCGAAACCAUCUUGGCCAUAUUUACAUUGUACAUCUUACUACAGUGGUAGAUACACCGCACAGCCUUUGAAUCGACGGCGCACCAGAAGAUAUAUAGCCGUUGCCAAAGCUCACAAGACCAGUCGAACAGUACACUCUCCACUGAUACCACCACUACUCAGUUUUCCGCCAUCACCCGCCGUCGAGAUGCCUCGGACCGCAGCGCCUACACGACAAGCCCUCCGCCACCUCCGGCACCUUUGCACCGGCGCCGAAGGAGUAAGAGGAGUCACUGCGACACGGGCCCCAAGAGAUCUGCGGAGUCUACACACGCACGAGGGCACGGGAAUCAGGACACGAAGCAAAAAUGCUAGUGACCAACACAUUGCCUUGGUCCCAGCCACUAUCCCUUCGAGGACGACAAGUCUAGCAACUACUCCAAGUUUGGCCGGCCACCGAACGAGACGAUCUUUCAGCACAACAACACCAGCAGCAGCAGGAUCAGCACGAUCCUCAGCUCGAGAAACACAAGGACAUACCACCAGAGACCAAACCACCUCCACUGCCAACGCCACAAAGCCAUCAUCAUCACAACUUGGACCAGAUCAAGAUCACGCGACAUCUAGUACAGCCUCUGACAGUUCUACGACACCGUCAAACCAGCCAGACAUAACAAACUACUACACUCUAUUCCCGACGACUCUGUCCGCGGGCCCGCCUCCCAAUGGCCCUUUCCACAUCCCGCUGUCGAAAUUGAAACGCGAGUUCUUGCAGCUCCAGGCCCAUCACCAUCCGGACAAGUAUCAUCACUCCGACGCCGCACACCGCACCGCACGAGGCAUGUCCUCGCUGCUCAACACUGCGUACAAGACCUUGUCCGACCCCUUACUGCGCGCAAGAUACCUGCUGCAUCACAACUAUGGGGUCGACAUCACUUCGGAAGAUAACAAUACGCAUCGCGACCUCACGGACCAGGAGACCUUGAUGGAGGUUUUGGAGGCGCAGGAACAGAUCGAGGAGGCCACCACCCAAGAACAGAUCGACUCGUUGAAGGAGGAGAAUAAAGCUCGCAUCAAGGAGGCUGAGAGGUUACUUGGAGAGGCUUUUGCAAAAGAGGACAUUGAGCUGGCCAAGAGGGAGUGUAUCCGGCUGAACUACUGGCGGAGUCUGCAGCAGGGCUUACAUGACUGGGAGCCGGGCAAGGAAGUCAGAUUGAUUCACUGAGCGUGGCAACAGACUUUCUCGACAAGUAGAGCACCCAUUUACCAAGUUGCUAUUCUCGUGAUACCCGCUAUAGCAUAACGUGCUGCCGCCAACGAAGGAGAAAUACAUUUGUAGUUGACCAAGCACUGCCCACCUUUGACCAUGUUCAGCCGACUGAUUCUCUCCUCUUUU
Exophiala dermatitidis NIH/UT8656 is the source of this 1447-nucleotide messenger RNA. RefSeq names its product molecular chaperone HscB. The transcript has a single exon. Gene Ontology annotation, molecular function: ATPase activator activity; protein-folding chaperone binding. Gene Ontology annotation, biological process: protein complex oligomerization; [2Fe-2S] cluster assembly. The record is from RefSeq and is a predicted model, not a curated record. Gene Ontology annotation, cellular component: mitochondrion. The coding region runs from base 260 to 1276 and encodes 338 amino acids. NCBI's taxonomy places the organism in Eukaryota, Fungi, Ascomycota, Eurotiomycetes, Chaetothyriales, Herpotrichiellaceae.